Odocoileus virginianus texanus is the source of this 1620-nucleotide messenger RNA. The record is from RefSeq and is a predicted model, not a curated record. NCBI's taxonomy places the organism in Eukaryota, Metazoa, Chordata, Mammalia, Artiodactyla, Cervidae.
AAACCUGAUUUUUCCCGGUCCCCGGCGGCCGGCGACGGGACCGGCGGCUGGUGGCGCAGCGGGUGCUGGUUGGCUGGUGUGCAGAUUGCGGUGGGAGAGAGGAGCGGUAGGAACGGGUCCCUAGAGCGAAACAGUGUUGAAAUCAAGUUUCAUGUAAUGCAGGAGUAAAGGAGAAGCAAUGCAGAAAUCAGAGUGCCAUAGGGGCGUACAGAUGAGAAACAGACUGACAGAUAACUGUGAUCAAAGGACAUCAUCAAGUGCACAAGUAAAACAUGGGACUCCAGUUCAACAAAGCAAAUCUUCAUCAUCAACCAGCUCUCCAGAAUCUGCAAGAAAACUUCAUCCUCGACCAAGCGAUAAACUUAACCCUAAAACAAUUAACCCGUUUGGUGAACAGCCACGAGCCCCUUCUGCCUUUGCAGCUAUUUACUCUAAGGGAGGUAUUCCUUGCAGGUUGGUCCAUGGUUCAGUAAAACACAGGUUACAGUGGGAAUGUCCUCCUGAAAAGCUUCCAUUCGAUCCUCUUCUUAUUACUUUAGCUGAGGGUCUGAGAGAGACUAAACAUCCAUACACCUUUGUGUCAAAGGAGGGUUUUAGAGAAUUACUUUUGGUCACAGGUGCUCCUGAGAAAGCUGUGCCUUUGCUUCCUAGACUGAUUCCUGUGCUGAAGGCAGCUCUGGUCCAUGUGGAUGAUGAAGUGUUUGAAAGAGGACUGAAUGCUCUGGUACAGUUAAGUGUCGUCGUUGGUCCUUCUCUAAACGACCAUCUGAAACAUCUGCUUACCAGUCUUUCUAAGAGAUUAAGGGACAAGAAAUUCAAAGAACCAAUCACUACUGCGUUACAGAAGCUGGAACAGCAUGGCGGAAGUGGAAGCCUUAUCAUCAUCAAAUCUAAAAUUCCCACAUAUUGCUCCAUAUGCUGUUGAAGAAAGGAGCCUGAAUGACAGGUGUUAAACGCUGACCAUGGGUAUCUGCAAAACCUGUUCAGAGUCACUUCAGUUUAUUUUUUUGUAAAUCACAGCCAUCCUUCAUUAUUACUGGCCUUGGAUGAGUAUAUACACAAGUCCACCGAAUCAUAGUACAAGUUAUUCAUCAAAAAGAAAGAAUGGUUAAUAAUGGAAAACUAUUAAAAAUGUUCCAUAAUAGUACAAUCUUAUUUUUGUGUGUGUGUGUGAUUUGUGUGAACAGCAGUUACUGGGUUUACAGUGGAUAGGUUUGUAUGUAUUCUGGUGCUUUUUGUAUAUAACAUUUAUACAGUCAGUUUGUACCUGUGUACUUACAUUUAGACAUUCUGCCAUUUCCUGGGUGUUAUAUUUAUCAAGUCUAUGGGAGUUUAAAAUAGUGGACAAACAUUUGUGAAUUCACUGUUAAUUAUAUUGUUUGUAAGUAUGUAUUUUAUAAUGUAGAAUGUUUGGAAAAAAUUUCUUUCCAGAGUAUUCUACUUUAAGAAAAAGAUUUUUAAUGUGUAAAUUCUCUUUUAAGUAUGGUUGUUUAUUACAACUCAUUAAAACUACCUAAAUUUAGGUGUUAAUUGUAUUUAAGUAAAUAUAUGUUUAUUUCAUAGUUUGAAAAUACUGGUAUUCAGUACAUGAAGAUAUUCAGAAAUUAAAAUCUUAAAACU